Messenger RNA from Mucor velutinosus, 660 nucleotides. RefSeq lists its product as uncharacterized. The transcript is spliced from 3 exons. The coding region runs from base 1 to 660 and encodes 219 amino acids. The record is from RefSeq and is a predicted model, not a curated record. Lineage: Eukaryota; Fungi; Mucoromycota; Mucoromycetes; Mucorales; Mucoraceae.
AUGCUCAAUAAUUGUUGCUUCUGUAUCAAUCUCAGAACUGCUACGCUUGUCUUGGCUGCGUUAGGCGCUGUUACUCACCUCUACGGUGCUAUGACUUUAACAGCCUUAUCAGACGAAUUUGAUGACGCUGAUACAGGCGCUGUUCUUGGCCUCACAGCUUACUCAUAUCUCUCUGGUUUUGCUUGUUUAGCUGGUGCAGUUGGUGUGCUGAAGAACAACGUUAAACAUCUUCGUUUUUUCAAUGCCUACUAUUGGGCUGAUUUGGGUUUACACACCAUGUUCUCAGUUGCAAGUGCAUUGAUGCUCUUCAGCCUUCAUACUGAUGUUUGCAAGGAAAUUGUCAGUGAAGCCAAAGAUGAUGAAUUUGAUAUGAACACAUGCGAAUCUGUCUAUAUUCAAGGUGCCUGGGUUGUCACCAUUGCCAUGGCUAUCAACAUGUUGUUGAAGCUUCACUUUGCAUUUGCUAUUCACUCUUACACCAAGCAAGUCAAGCAGAUCAAGGAUGAUGAAGAGUUAAUGGACCGUGUGAUUUCUACACCUUAUCCCACAGCUUAUAUCUCAACAACAACAAAGGAUAACAAGGAGCAGCCCAUCUAUGUUGCUGGUCAAGAAUAUAUCCCUGAUGAGAAGAAACAGCAACAGGCUGAGGAACAACACUAA